AUGCAGGACCCCACCGCGGCUGUUGCACCUGCCCCGGCCGAGGUCCUGACUUUUCGGGAGAUCUGGAAUCGUAGUUUCUGCCGGCCUCUGGAGCAGCUGGUGGACGUCAUUACCGAGUUCCCCAACGAGGUGGAGUACAUUUUCAGACCCUCCUGCGUCUCUCUGCAGCGCUGCGGAGGCUGCUGUGGGGAUGAGGGUCUCCGCUGCGUCCCUGUGGAGACAAGCACGGUCACCAUGCAGCUCCUGAAGAUAAAGCCAAACGGGGAGGCACCCUACGUGGAGAUGACGUUCACCGAGCACAAGCAGUGCGAGUGCAGGCCCCGGCAGGACCUGAUGAGGUUGGGAAGGAGGAAGUCCAAGGGCCGAGGUAAGAGAAGACAAGACAAGAAGAGACGUAAAGACUGUGAACUAUGUGGCACGCCGCGCAGGUAG
Molecule: messenger RNA, 432 nt
Organism: Charadrius vociferus (killdeer)
Lineage: Eukaryota; Metazoa; Chordata; Aves; Charadriiformes; Charadriidae
Gene: PGF
Product: placental growth factor
Exons: 6
Coding region: 1-432 (143 amino acids)
Biological process (GO): positive regulation of mast cell chemotaxis; positive regulation of angiogenesis; vascular endothelial growth factor signaling pathway
Cellular component (GO): membrane
Molecular function (GO): vascular endothelial growth factor receptor binding; growth factor activity; chemoattractant activity
Source: RefSeq, a predicted model, not a curated record